Molecule: messenger RNA, 6158 nt
Organism: Phycodurus eques (leafy seadragon)
Lineage: Eukaryota; Metazoa; Chordata; Actinopteri; Syngnathiformes; Syngnathidae
Product: nuclear receptor coactivator 3-like
Exons: 24
Coding region: 562-5049 (1495 amino acids)
Biological process (GO): cellular response to hormone stimulus; positive regulation of transcription by RNA polymerase II
Cellular component (GO): nucleus
Molecular function (GO): nuclear receptor binding; protein dimerization activity
Source: RefSeq, a predicted model, not a curated record
UUCCAGAAACUGGCUUCGUUAGGCUCCGGGAGUGUUUCUCAUUUAAACAAACAGUGCCGAAGAUGGCGGAGACUUAAUGGUGUAAAGACGAAAUUAUCGACUCGGUAGAGAGAGAUACGUCUGCAAGCACAACCAGGCUGCCUCUCUGCCACCAGGACUCACUGCCUGUGGCGUGGAAUUGACUUUAUCCCUGCACUGGAAAAAGCGGGCGGCCCACGCCAGGCUGGAGGUGACCCAUUUCCCCUGGGCAUUCAGCAGCCUCCUAAUCAACCAUUCACUGGGGCCGCUUCAUUCACUCCACAAUUAGAGCAACUCCCUUUUGGAAUGGUCCAUCAAGAGCAGCAAGUGUGCUGGUUCUUGACUGGUGAGCAGCAGGCAGGUGGAGACGGAAAAAGACAUGCAUGUAGCGAACAGACGAAAAGCAAUGAGGCUGACAGACAGAUGGGAGGAGAUGCUCAAGGGAGAGAUUAAAACUAGGAAAAUCUGAGAGAAAAUCUCAAAUGCAGGAAGGAAUUCGGAAAAAGAAUCUGCACGGAAGCUUGGUGCUGAUAUGUGGACACGAUGAGUAGUUUGGGGGAGAACUCCAUGGAGCCUCUGAUCUCAGAAAACCGGAAACGCAAACUCUCCACUUGUGACACACCUGGUCUCGGGAGUGAGAGGAAGCGGCGGGAGCAGGAAAGCAAGUACAUCGAGGAGUUGGCUGAGCUUAUCUCGGCCAACCUCAGCGACAUCGACAGUUUCAAUGUCAAACCGGACAAAUGCGCCAUCCUCAAAGAGACUGUGCGGCAGAUCCGCCAGAUCAAGGAACAGGGAAAGGCUUCCAUCAGCGACGAUGUUCAGAAAUCUGACGUUUCCUCAACAGGUCAGGGGGUCAUUGACAAAGACCAUCUAGGGCCUCUUCUGCUGCAGGCUUUGGACGGAUUCCUGUUUGUGGUGAACCGAGAGGGCAGCAUUGUGUUUGUCUCGGACAAUGUGACACAGUACCUGCAGUACAAGCAGGACGAGCUCAUCAAUACCAGCGUCUACAACAUUCUACACGAAGAAGACAGGGAGGAAUUCCACAAGAACCUACCCAGGACCAACAUAAAUGGAGUGUCGUGGGGAAUUGAGGCAGCCCGACAGAAGAGUCACACCUUCAACUGCCGAAUGCUUGUCAAAUUUGGCCACACCCAUGGCGCUAUGGAGGAGGGGCCAGGAGGGCCACGUUAUGAGACCAUGCAGUGUUUUGCACUUACGCAGCCAAAGGCCAUGAUUGAGGAGGGUGAAGAUCUGCAGUCAUGUAUGAUCUGCGUGGCCCGUCGAGUUACAGCUAUGGAGAGAACGGAGAGUUUCAAUACCAGGCAUGAGCUCUCAGGUAAACUGAUCCAGAUUGACCAAAACUCUCUGCGAGCAUCAGUGCGUCCAGGCUGGGAAGAUUUAUUGAGGCGUUGCAUCCAGAUGUUCCUCCAGCACAGUGACGGCCAACCCUGGUCCCACAAACGCCACUAUCAUGAGGCCUUUUUGCAGGGCCACGCCGAGACGCCGCUGUAUCGCUUCUCCCUGUCUGACGGCACGCCGGUCACAGCCCAGACAAAGAGCAAACUGUACCGUCACCCAAUGAGCAACGAGCCACAAGGCUUCAUCUCUACUCACCUCCUUCAGAGAGAACCUAAUGGUUACCGCUCAUCUCAGGGUGGGAACAUGAUGCCGAACACCAUGAGACAACAGUCCAUGGGAGGUCACAACCCAAAUGCCCACAUGAACAUAAACCCCAGUGGUGGGAUGGUGAUGGGGGGCAUGGGCGGCAUGAACAGGGGCUUCGGAAUGAACGAGCAUGGGCACAUGGGCCAUAUGGGUCAGAUGGGUCAGAUGGGUGGCUGCGCCGCAUAUGGAGGAAGUAGUGGCGGUGGGAGUGGAGCCAUGGGUAACCGCAUGAUGCAAAUCAGUCAGAUGGGGCAUAUGAGUCAAAUUGGUCCCGUGAAUAACCCAAGCCAAGGCAUGCAGCACCACCCACAUCAGCCCCCCUUUCAGAGUAGCGGGGGCUUUGGGAUAAGUGGGUUGAACAGCCCUUCAGGAAGCCCUCGGAUGGGCGCUCCUCAAUCGGGACUCUUAAUGUCACCGCGAAAUCGAGGAAGUCCAAAGAUGGGCGCCAAUCAAUUUUCUCCUGGAGGCAUGCACUCUCCCAUGAGUGGCAUUUGCAGUGGUGGAGGAGGCGGUGGGAACACUACAACCUAUUCCAGCAGCUCCCUUAAUGCCUUACAAGCUAUCAGUGAAGGAGUAGGGAACUCAAUCCCCUCCACAUUGCUGUCUCCUUCGCCAGUCCAUAAACCAGAUAGCUCUCCUAGUGUCCACUCCUCCUCUUCCUCCCAGCCAAACCAAAUGGCCAAACCAGGCCAGGAUGGAUCCAAAAGCCCAGUGGUGGGCUCGGGGCCUGGGCCAGGGCCUGGCGACCAUUCCCACUCCUUGCACCAUCAUCAAUAUCCACAGGCCGAAGACUCUGGAGACAGACCAGAAAACCAGGCAGCUAUACCACCUAAAGAGUUGGGAGACGGGGGCAAUGAGGUGACUGCGGCAACGUCGGAGCCUACUCGCAGGGUACCAGACAGCAAGGGCCAUAAGAAGCUGCUGCAGUUGCUGACUUCACCAACUGAGGAGCUUGGAAUAGGUGGAAGUGGACCUCCAGGGCCCCCUGUUCCACAAACAUCAAACAACAGUAGUACUCCAACCUUAGAAAGUAAGGACCCCGCUGGGGAGAUGACUAGCCCUUCGUCCACUGGGGUGUCCUCCUCUUCCUCUGCUAGUGCCAAUUCAAGCCAGACAAGUGGGUUAGGGAGUGUGUCCACAUCCGCCAGCUACACAGGCUCACUUCAAGAAAAGCACAAAAUCCUCCACAAGCUACUCCAGAAUGGCAAUACACCUGAUGAAGUAGCAAAGAUCACAGCAGAGGCUACGGGAAAGGUUGCACUAGGCAACCAGGAGGGCAAUGAAGUAGGUACGGGAGGAACAGGGUCGGGGAGUGGCCCCGGCUUAAUCACUGAACCGAAGCAGGAGCAACUUAGCCCCAAGAAGGAAAAAACCCAUGCCCUUCUCCACUAUCUCCUCAACAAGGACGAUUCCAAAGAGCCAGUGGAUGUGAAGCCCAAACUGGAGGAGCUAGAUAGCAAGGGAACUUCGGGGACUGCCUGCGGGCCCCCACGUGGUGGCCCUGGCCAUGCUCCUGAACAUCAUGAGAGCAAGAUCAAGUCAGAACCACCUGAUGAUUUGCACAACCUUGAGUCUAUCCUGGGAGAUCUAAGGGGGACCAGUUCUGAUUUUUACCCGGAUCAGGCUGGAGAUACUAGGCCACAUGACAGCAACAAACCCCAGGGUUGCCUUGAUGACAGCCUUCAAGAGAGUCCAGGUUUGGGUCCAGGGCCUCAAGGGCACUUCCAGAGGACCUUGUCUAUAGAGGGGAAGCCUCCUGGUGGACUUGGAGGAGCAGGAAGGCGCCCUAUGCUUGUCAAGCAGGAGAAUAUGAUGGGUUGCCCAGAUGGCUACCCAGGAAAUAUGGGAACAAUGAAUAGGGCUAUAGUUGCCCAGAGGUCUCCCAUGGGGGGGUCUGGAGACUGGGGUAUUUCCCGCUCCAGUACCAGUCCAGUGGGUUCAUCUGUUCAUUCAUCCAUGAUGCGUCCCAACAUGGAGUUCAACGGCAGCAAGGGAAUGAUUACAGGCCCCAUGGUGAGCCGCUCUAACAGUAACCCAGGGUCCAGGUCGAUGUUGCAGCAGCAGCUCAUGGAUAUGGGUGGCUCCACUGACAUGGUGAUGAGUGUGAGCUCCUUCAGCCAGCAGGGCCAACCCAACCCCUCAUGGCCGGACGCUCUAAUGGGCAUGGAAGGCAACAGACGCCAGUUUGCAAACUCCUUAGAUGAACUUCUGGCACCACCCACUACCAGCGAGGGUCAGAGCGACGAGCGGGCGCUCCUCGACCAGCUGGAUUCCCUUUUGAACAACACAGAUGGCACCGCUCUUGAGGAGAUUGACAGGGCUCUUGGCAUCCCAGACCUUGUCAGCCAAACCCAUGGAGCAGAGCAACCACUGGAGCCUUUGACUGGACAAGAACCUUCCUUGGUACUGGACCAGAAACCUCUUUAUGGACAAGGCUAUCCCGGACCCCCUACCAUCGCCAUGCAGACUGGCUAUGCCGGGAAUCCUAUGCAGGGACAGCCUCAGCAAGGAGGAUUUGGGCCCAUGCUGUCUCAAAUAGGCCAAAGUAAUAGUUUCCCUGGCAUGGGUGGAAUGGGGGGCAUGGGUCACCCCCGUACCAACAUGAUAAGGCCCAGGAUGAUGAGUGCUAACAAACCCAUGAGACUCCAGUUGCAACAAAGGCUGCAGGGACAGCAGUUCAUGAAUCAGACGCGGCAGUCCAUGGGGAUGAAGAUGGAGAACCCUGGAGGCAACUCUGGCAUGAGGCCCGCUAUGCAGCAGGGUUUCUUGAAUGCUCAGAUGAUGGCUCAGCGCAGCAGGGAAAUGGUGACCAUGCAGAUGAGAAGGCAGCGCAUGAUGAUGCUGAUGCAGCAGCAACAGGCAGCUGCGGGUGGAUUCAGCCCCCCGCCAAACGUCACAGCUCCUGGCGGCAUGGACAAUAGUGUAGGAGGGCCAAACAUGGGUCAGCCCGGUCCACAGCAGUUUAACUACGGAGGGAAUUAUGGGAUAAGCCAGCAGGGAGACCCCUCAUUUGGCCCAUCUGUUGCCAACAGCCCUCCUAACGCCAUGAUGACGGGCCGCCUGGGGCCUCAAAACACCAUGAUGCAACAACACCCACAGGGUGGCCCCAUCUACCAGGGCACGGAUAUGAAGGGCUGGUCACAGGGAGGCAUUGGACGCAAUAGUUCGUACCCUCCGCAGCCGUUUGGCCAACAAGUGCCUCCUGGACAGCAGCAGUUCGGGCAGCAAGGAAAUCCUGGCCAGUAUGGGGGCAUGAUGAUGAAUGGUGGCAUGGCGACAAGUGGAGGAGCAGGUCACAUGGGUCAGAUGGGCAUGAGUCCAAUGGUGAUGGGGCGCAUGAUGGGGCAAGAUCAGAAAUAUUGCUGAGCUUCAUGGAGGACAUAUUGGUGUAUGGGAAAACAUGCACACACCACUGGGGUCACACGCCUUUUAAUUGAUGCCUUGACAGCAGAUGUGGGCGAAUAACUGCUCGUCAAACUCACAAACACUGUGACACACACACACUCAUCCACUUACAAACGCCUUUGCGGUUCCCCUCCUGACUGCAGUAUAAUAUUCCUGUCCGAACAGGUAGCUAUCUAGACAUGCUCCACUUGUUGGGCCACAGUGUCAGUGGGCUUAAGGUGAUCAUGGGAUGGGUUGUCUGUGUGUCUCUGAAGCCUCCUUUGUCGAAUGUAUGAUGAAACUGUUUUUCUCAUUAGCGUUCUCUUUCAUAUUUUCUCGGCUGUCUCGCACCCGCUUCCGACGGGGGUGACGACAGUAAAUAUGGUUGUGGGCCACCGAAUUGAAACACUCGGACGAAUGUCAGUAAAGCAGCAGCAGAUUGUUUCAUCCUCCAAGGCUCCGCGGGCUCGCAUACAACUGAAUUGUUGGCUGAUUGCACUUUAAGGGGAGGCCAGCAUCGACAGGAUUGUGGCAAUAGAGGCCUUUACUCGAGUUUGAACCCAUAGUGGAAGAUAUUUACGAUUUAAUUUGCUCUAAGAGGAUAGUUUUCUGGGAGUGGGUGCGGUUAUCUGAAAUGGGUUUGAGGAAGUGGGAACCAGUAGAAAGGUAGCAAGCACAGAUUUUACAACAAAAUUCUUGUCAUCAGUGUACCAAUUUAUUCGAAGAACAGAGAUUGAGGGGUGGAAAAACUUUUAAAAAUACAACUGACGUAUAUUUAUACAGAUUCAAGAGGUUGUUUUAUCAAUCCAGAAGAAUUUUUUUAAAUCAGAAAUUUGAAGAUAUUUUGGUUACCUAAAAUUUUCAAUGUUUAAACAUAAAGAAAUAGAAAACUGGCCAAGUGUGACACUGAUGUGUAUAUAAGUUCAUAUAAGUGUAAAAUAACUCGAUUUCUAGCAAUAAUCCUUCCUCCUGGUUCUCGUCUGUGUUGAAGCAUCAGUUCCUCAAACUGGCGGUACUGCAGUAUUAGAUACAAUGUCUUGUUGGAUUUCCUUUAUUGUUAAUAGGAAUUGUAAAUAAACUUCAAAUGUACU